Molecule: messenger RNA, 699 nt
Organism: Suillus subalutaceus
Lineage: Eukaryota; Fungi; Basidiomycota; Agaricomycetes; Boletales; Suillaceae
Exons: 3
Coding region: 1-699 (232 amino acids)
Source: RefSeq, a predicted model, not a curated record
AUGCGUUGCUGUGGUGUAAUCAUUGCUCGCAUCACUGUCUCUUGCCCAGAAAUCUUCGAGGCCACCGCCAAGGAUGGCUCAAAAUUUCAAUGUACUGAGUCUUGGGUCAAGAAAUUCGUACAUCAAACUCUCAAUUGGACAUUCCGUCGUGCCACUCGCGCUGCACAAAAGACCCCUUCCAAUGCCAAUCAACUCUGUCUGGACCAAUUUUAUCGUCUGACUUUAACUAUCCGUGAUUGUGCGAUCUUCAAUGCUUCCUUCUAUGUCAACAUUGACCAGACCAACAUUGUGGAAGUUGGUUCCAAGCAAGUUGCAGUGAUUGGACAGGAAGAAAAACGAGCAUUCACUGUGGUCAUUGGCAUCUCUGCCUCUGGGGAUGCUCUUCCAUUCCAGGUCAUCUAUUGUGGCAAAACUGCUCGUUCACUCCCCUCGAAAACCACACCACAAUUCAAGGACGCACAAGACUGGGCUUUUCAGCUGUGCUUCUCCAAUACCGAUACCUAUUGGUCAACAUUCCAGCUCAUGUGCGAUUAUGUUCGCAAUAUUCUAGUUCCCUACUGGACAAGACAGAAGGAGCUCGUUGGGGCUCCUGAUGACCAGGAAUGUAUCCUACAGCUGGAUGUUUGGUCAGUACACAAGGGAAGUGGAGAAAGCAAAUAUCCACUGGUCAACUAUAGGGGGAAUGCGCAAAGCGCGUGA